Molecule: messenger RNA, 1191 nt
Organism: Daucus carota subsp. sativus
Lineage: Eukaryota; Viridiplantae; Streptophyta; Magnoliopsida; Apiales; Apiaceae
Product: F-box protein At3g44326
Exons: 1
Coding region: 55-1011 (318 amino acids)
Molecular function (GO): protein binding
Source: RefSeq, a predicted model, not a curated record
UUUCAGUGUGAAUUACACAACACAAAACAAACAAACAUACCAAAUAUAUCUCAAAUGACUUCUAACUCAGCUAAUCCCGAAUCCACAUUCGCUGCCCUUCACUCGGAUAUCAUCGAAACUCACCUGUUAACGAGGUUCGAUGGCGCAUCUCUCGCUUCAGUCGCCUCGACGUCGAAUUUGUUACAUGCGCUCUGCGAUAAGCAGAGUUUGUGGAAAGAUAUCUGUGAUUCGACUUGGAAGUCGGUGCAACAUCCGCUUGUGCAGGAAGCUAUCUCUAACUUUCCUGGCGGGUACCGUUCUUUUUACUCGGAUUCGUUCCCGGUUCUAGGUGCAAAUUCUAGACAGGGGAAAAACCACGGUCUGGUUGAGAACCAGACCGUGGAAAUAAUUUCUGCUGUUGAUAUACACUACGGGAAAAAUCCCGUUUUUUCCAGGGUAGCUGUCACGAAUACGGAUGCUAGCAGCUUCCCUGGAUCAUUGUUCAGUGUCGACUUGAUUGACCGCAAGGAAACUGUGGAAAUUCCAUUAAAAUGCGAAGGUUUUGAGAAAAUGUCAGAGCUGGAAGAUAAGUUGCGAUUGAGUUGGAUUGUAAUUGAUCCGACUUUAAAACGGGCAGCCAACGUGUCGAGUUUGAGGCCGGUGUCUGUGCGGCCGCAUGGCGAUAAGCGUGCUGUAGAAGUAACAUACGCCGCAAUUCUUUCUGGUAAAUGUUGUGACAUUGAUACGACAGAGUUUGUCGAAUGUAGGAUCGUGGCAGUAUUCGGAUGCGAAGAAGGAAACAACAUGGAAGUGAGGGAGCUGAGUCUGUGCUUGGUGGACAUGGUGAGAUCGCGUUUGAACGGGGAAUUGAGUUUGAGAAUAUUGCAGGAGGCUAUGGAGAAUGGUGAAAGAAGAAAAGAAAGCGGGCAAGGGAAAGAAAUGUAUGCGAAGAGUUUGGAUUUCAAGAGACAGAGAUUUGUUUUCUGGGUAUUUUUUGCAAGUUUCUUGAUCAGUUUGUUCUGGCUUGCUUGAUAUGUACGAGGACUUUAAUAUAUAGCGAUAGAUCAUAUGUGUAGGGUGGCAGAUUUUGUUUUGAAAACUGAUGGAAUUCUGAGAAUUGGAUUCCAAUAUGACAUGUAUUUAGUGAUAUCAUAAAUUAGGGGUAUAUCGAGAUUUUAAUCGAUUAUAUGUAAGAUAUAGAUUUUUAAUGAA